AUGGAUAGCAUCAGUUACCUGCAUUUUAACCACCUGGAAACCUUGGAGCCGGACACCUUUAGCGAUCUGCCCAAGCUGGAAAGACUGUUCUUGCACAACAACCGGAUUUCCCGAAUCCAGCCAGGAGCCAUCGCCCGGCUGGGAUCCCUUAAGCGCCUGCGGCUGGACUCCAACGCCUUGCGCUGUGACUGCGACCUGAUGUGGCUGGCCGAGCUGCUGAAGAGGUACGCCACGCAGGGCAGCACCCACGCGGUCGCCUCCUGCGAGAGCCCCGCGGAGCUCCAGGGCCGCUCCAUCGUCACCUUGACCACCCAGGAGUUUCACUGCGAGAGUCCUCGCAUCACUACCGAGCCACAUGACGCGGACGCCAUCCUGGGCAAUACUGUGUAUUUCAUCUGCAGGGCAGAGGGUAACCCAAAACCCAAGAUCAUCUGGCUUCACAACAGCAAUGAGAUCGACAUGACGCAUGACGGGCGCUUGAACCUUUUGCAGGACGGAACGUUAAUGAUCCAGGAUACCAGAGAAUCUGACAAGGGCAUCUAUCAGUGCAUGGCCAAGAAUAUUGCUGGCGAAGCCAAGACGCAGGAAGUCGUCCUGCGCUAUUCUGGCAACCCGUGUAAUCGCUUUAAGCAUCCUAUGCAAGUUCAGGCGUUGGGGCUUUGUCCGAGAGAUCAGAUGGCUUCUCUUUCUGUGCCUCUGUUAGCAAUGUAACGGCAUCUCCUGGAUUUCAGUGUGGGCUCUGGAGGUCCCCUUGGCCUCCAAGCUCAUGUCAGGCCACCCUCUGCAUGCAGUCAGUUCUGGCAAAUCCAUCUGGCCCUUCUCUGGCAGACUUCCAGCUGGGAAGAAAGGGAAAGAGAAGCUAGGGGGUGGCAUUUGGAGAAAAGGGCUGACCUACCCAUCUUUGGCUCUGUUUUAUGGCUUCUCCAUACCACCAAGGCUUAUCAUGCUGUCCGAACCCCGGAUCGUUGUUUCCACUGUACUGGUAUACAAAUACCAUAGAGUUCCCUGGGGGGAGUGGCAGUUGCAGGAGCCGCUCUGGCCAUCUUGCCUGUUUAUAUGGACCCAUGAGGAAGAGGCAGGCAGGGACUGGGAGUGAAUGUCAGGCGCAGU
This is a messenger RNA of Varanus komodoensis (Komodo dragon), 1110 nucleotides long. RefSeq names its product peroxidasin homolog. NCBI's taxonomy places the organism in Eukaryota, Metazoa, Chordata, Lepidosauria, Squamata, Varanidae. Gene Ontology annotation, molecular function: protein binding. The coding region runs from base 1 to 711 and encodes 236 amino acids. The transcript has 6 exons. The record is from RefSeq and is a predicted model, not a curated record.